Messenger RNA from Lactuca saligna, 348 nucleotides. Lineage: Eukaryota; Viridiplantae; Streptophyta; Magnoliopsida; Asterales; Asteraceae. The record is from the annotation of a GenBank genome assembly.
AUGAAAAGCAAGACAGACUCAACAAAAACAACAAACAGAAGAAGUAGAAUAGAUGGAGAACCAACAAGGAGAGCCCGUAAAGUUACAAGAAAUGAUGUGAAAGGUUCAAGACAUGUUCACACACCAACUGAAGUAAGAGACGCUAAAGGCGAUGACACCAAAGUGGAACUUAGCGAAGAACAAAUCUUUGGAUUCGAUUUGGACGAUAAAGAGGAUGAGAUACAAAAUCAAGGGAAUGAUGAAGGCUUCCCAAUGUUUAUUAAAGAGGAAGAAUCAAGUGGAUCUCAUCAAUAUACUUCAAAUACCAAGAGUAAAAAGAUGAAGAAGCCAAUUGUGUCAGGAAAAUAA